Syngnathus acus (greater pipefish) is the source of this 1714-nucleotide messenger RNA. RefSeq names its product ELOVL fatty acid elongase 6 (gene elovl6). Gene Ontology annotation, cellular component: endoplasmic reticulum membrane; endoplasmic reticulum. The record is from RefSeq and is a predicted model, not a curated record. Lineage: Eukaryota; Metazoa; Chordata; Actinopteri; Syngnathiformes; Syngnathidae. The transcript is spliced from 4 exons. Gene Ontology annotation, molecular function: fatty acid elongase activity. Bases 235 to 1038 code for a protein of 267 amino acids. Gene Ontology annotation, biological process: fatty acid elongation, monounsaturated fatty acid; very long-chain fatty acid biosynthetic process; fatty acid elongation, polyunsaturated fatty acid.
AGGCCGGCCGGCGGGCGAAGGAGGAAGAGUAGCGUUAUCCUGUGUUCGUUCAGUCAGUGCAUCAGGAUUGUCGAUCUGACUACACGCGCGACCGCGACGUCCUGACGGCGGCAAGGGCGAUGUGACUGGCGGGCUUAGCCUAUACCAGACCUCUUACUAUUUCUACUAGCACUACGACAGCCUCUCGCCUUUGUUAAGAUUGACGCCCGAGCUCGCCUCCCCACUGCCGCCAGUAUGUCGGUAUUAGCCCUCCAAGAGUACGAGUUCGAAAGGCAGUUCAACGAGGAGGAGGCCAUCCGAUGGAUGCAGGAGAACUGGAAGAAGUCCUUCCUUUUUUCCGCCCUCUACGCCGCCUGCAUCCUCGGCGGCCGACAUCUCAUGAAGCAACGCGAGAAGUUUGAGUUGAGGAAGCCCCUGGUGCUCUGGUCCCUCACACUCGCCGUUUUCAGUAUAUUUGGCGCUGUCCGCACUGGAAGUUACAUGACAUACAUCCUCAUGACCAAAGGGCUCAAACAGUCAGUUUGCGACCAGAGCUUUUACAAUGGGCCCGUCAGCAAAUUCUGGGCCUACGCAUUUGUGCUAAGCAAAGCACCAGAAUUGGGUGACACACUGUUCAUUGUGCUAAGGAAGCAGAAGCUGAUCUUCUUGCACUGGUACCACCACAUCACUGUGCUACUGUACUCUUGGUAUUCGUACAAAGACAUGGUAGCCGGCGGGGGCUGGUUCAUGACCAUGAACUACCUAGUGCACGCCGUCAUGUACUCUUACUAUGCACUGCGGGCGGCCGGCUUCAAGGUGUCGCGCAACUUUGCCAUGUUCAUCACGCUGACGCAGAUCACUCAGAUGCUGAUGGGCUGCAUGGUCAACUACUUGGUGUACUCCUGGAUGCAGCAGGGCCACGAGUGCCCAUCGCACAUGCAUAACAUCGUGUGGUCAUCGCUCAUGUACCUCAGCUACUUUGUGCUCUUUGUGCAGUUCUUCUGGGGGGCUUACAUGGGAAAGACCAAAACAGCCACUGCUAUAAAAAAGACUGAGUAGAAAAAGCAAAAAAAACCAAAAGGAAGAAGAUGAGGACUGAUGGCGGGAUGAUAGGUGGACCACCGUGAUGAAGCCAUUGCAAACUGGUGUUAAAAAACAACAAAAGUUCCUCAUAGUCUUAAAUCAGAUGAUCACAAAAAUCUGCUACAAACUUGUGUUUACUUGACUUUUUAAACAUUACUACAGUACAUAUGAAGAAUUGUUUGUCUCGUCUGUCUCUGUGUGUGUGUUCUGUUAUUUUAUGUUAUGUCUAUCCAAAUAAAAGUUGUCAAUUUUCACCCUUUUCUCAAGUAUUUGCCACAUUUUCUCAGACAGUAGUUUAGUCAUUUGCGCAUUGAAAAAUUCAGAUAUCAGGACACGAAAAUAGACAUUCCAGUACUUCCAAAAUGAUCUGUGCGUCUGGGGCAGUGUGGUUUUGGUUUGUAUGUCUCCUUUACAAUCCUGCGGGUCUGGGUUUGAAACUGUAAAUAUUGAUGGAUAAAAAAAAUAUUUAUGGCUGGUUUGUUGGGAACGUGUUUUGCUUUUAGAAAGGAAAGGGAACAAUCGUUAAAGGGCCAAUGUAUAAAUGGUGUCUGCUGUGCUCAUGUGCUUUUGCACUGUAAUGAUGUUCAAAAAAACAUGCAAUACUUACACAGUGCUUGUAAUCUUUUUUUUGUCCUAAAAGCACAACUAUUAA